Sabethes cyaneus is the source of this 1917-nucleotide messenger RNA. RefSeq names its product mucin-5AC-like. The record is from RefSeq and is a predicted model, not a curated record. NCBI's taxonomy places the organism in Eukaryota, Metazoa, Arthropoda, Insecta, Diptera, Culicidae. Bases 1 to 1917 code for a protein of 638 amino acids. The transcript has a single exon.
AUGUGUACGGCUCCACCUUUGACAACAACAACCCCGACUGCAACCACAACAACAUCCUCAGGAACUAGCACGACCCAAAUAGGUUCUACAACUACUACAGUAUCUGGUACAACACCUGGAGGGUCUACUUCAACAACCGCAGUUUCAGGAACUUCUACAACGCCCGGUAGUACUACAACAUCUGGAAGUGGAAGCACAACAACCACUGCAGGACCUACUACGACAUCAGCAAGUUCAACAAUUACCACAACAACAUCCUCAGGAACUAGCACGACCCAAAUAGGUUCUACAACUACUACAGUAUCUGGCACAACACCUGGAGGGUCUACUUCAACAACUGCAGUUUCAGGAACUUCUACAACGCCCGGUAGUACUACAACAUCUGGAAGCACAACAACCACUGCAGGACCUACUACGACAUCAGCAAGUUCAACAAUUACCCCAACAACAUCCUCAGGAACUAGCACGACCCAAAUAGGUUCUACAACUACUACAGUAUCUGGCACAACACCUGGAGGGUCUACUUCAACAACUGCAGUUUCAGGAACUUCUACAACGCCCGGUAGUACUACAACAUCUGGAAGCACAACAACCACUGCAGGACCUACUACGACAUCAGCAAGUUCAACAAUUACCACAACAACAUCAUCAGGAACUAGCACGACCCAAAUAGGUUCUACGACGACUACAGUAUCUGGCACAACACCUGGAGGGUCUACUUCAACAACUGCAGUUUCAGGAACUUCUACAACGCCCGGUAGUACUACAACAUCUGGAAGCACAACAACCACUGUAGGACCUACUACGACAUUAGCAAGUUCAACAAUUACCACAACGGCUGGAAGUACGACAACCACUGGAGGUUCUUCUUCAACAUCCGUAGGCUCGACAACUUCUACAACAACUGGAAGUACAACUACCACUGCAGGAACUGGAACCACUUCUACGACACCCAGCAGUAGUUCAACGCCUGUAACCACAACGACCACUGGAGGAUUCAGCACGACAACCACAGGUUCAACAACUUCAACGACAGCUGGGAGCACAACUACUGGAAGUGUAACUUCAACUGGAAGUUCAACGACAACUGGUGGUAGUACUACAACAUCCAUAGUCUCGACAACUUCUACAACACCCAGCAGUACAUCAUCGACUGGAAGUACAACGACUCAAAGUACAACCACGACCAUUUCUACAACUGCCAAUAUAGGUUUAACUUCAACAACGGACUUGGCAACUUCUACUUCUACAACGGGAAGUACAACAACCACUGGAAGUGCAACUACAACAUCCUCAGCCGUAAUAACUUCUACAACCCCCAGCGGUACGUCAACUACUCCUGCAGGUUCUACAACGACUCAAAGUACAAUUACCAGUGAACGUUUUACAACAACCACUGGAAGUUUAACUUCUACAACCUCAACCGCGGCAACCUCUACUUCAACAACGGAAAGUACCACGACCACAGGAAGUGCAACCACAACAUCCUCAGCCGCGACAACUUCUACAACACCUAGCAGUACGUCAACGACUGCAAGUACAACGACUACUGCAGGUUCUACUACAACAUCCAUAGGUUCGUCCACAACAACCGGAAGUACAACAACCGCAACAACUUCUACAACGCCUGCAACAACCUCAACAACGCCUAGUAACACUCCAGCGUUUGAUAGUACAACGACUACUGAAGGUCCUACUACAACAUCGGUAGGCUCGUCCACUCCAACAACAACUGGAAGCACUACAACCGCAACAACAUCUACAACGACCGCGGCAACCUCAACAACGCCCGGUAGCACUUCAACGUCAGUUGGUACAACGACCACCGAAGGUUCUACUACAACAUCCACAGGCUCGACCACCUCCACAACGCCCAGUAAUAUUCUUUGUUUUAGUCAACUAAGCUGUCCUCCGUAA